AUGGACAAGAGAUGGAUAAGAGAUGGACAAGUGAUGGACAAGAGAUGGACAAGAGAUGGACAAGAGAUGGACAAGAGAUGGACAAGAGAUGGACAAGAAAUGGAUAAGAGAUGGACAAGUGGCAACACUGGACUGGUUGGAGGCAGUGUCCCUGUGUUUGAUGAAGUAGUCAUCUCUACAUCUUUGAUGUCAAAUAUUGAGAGUGUUGAUGAGCUCAGUGGAGUUGUUGUUUGUCAGGCAGGAUGUGUGCUGGAAACUAUUGACCAGCACCUUGAGCAGUUCGGCUUCAUGAUGCCACUAGACUUGGGUGCUAAGGGCAGCUGCCACAUCGGCGGCAACGUCGCCACCAAUGCCGGAGGGCUGCGUCUGUUGCGGUACGGCAGCCUGCAGGGCUCGGUGUUGGGGUUGGAGGCCGUGACUGCAGACGGCACGGUGCUGGACUGCAUGUCGUCCCUCAGGAAGGACAACACGGGCUAUCAUAUUAAAAAUCUCCUCAUCGGCUCCGAGGGCACGCUGGGCAUUAUAACUAAGGUAGCUAUCCUGUGCCCUGUCCGGCCACAAGCUAUCAGCCUUGCGUUGCUGAGCCUCGACAGCUUCUCGACGGCCCUCGCGACCGCCUGCCGUGCCAAGUCCAUGCUCGGCGAAAUCCUGAGCUCCUGCGAGUUCAUCGACGCCUCGUCCAUGGAGUGCGUCACCAAGAACCUGAACCUCGUGUGUCCUGUUGCCGCUGCUAACUGCUACUUGCUGCUUGAAACUUCCGGUUCAAACGGCGAGCACGACCAAGCGAAGCUGGAGGCGUUCCUGGAGCGGAGCAUGGAAGAGUCGGGCGUACAGGACGGUACGCUGGCCAGCGAGCCCUCACGCAUGAGCAAAAUCUGGCAGCUUAGAGAGAGACUUGCUGAAGCUCUGCUGCUCGAAGGUUAUGUUUUCAAGCAAGACAUCUCGCUGCCCCUGACCGAAUAUUAUGCUCUGGUUGAGAAAACUCGCUUACACCUCGGAAACAAAGUGUCGCGAUGUUGUGGCUACGGACACCUCGGAGAUGGCAACCUACACCUUAACAUCACCGUCCCUCACUACAGUCAUGAGGUUGCCCGCAUGCUGGAGCCGUGGCUGUGGGAGCAGGUGGCCGCGUGUCGUGGCAGCAUCAGCGCCGAGCACGGCUUGGGCUUCAAGAAGCGAAACGAUAUCCACUUCUCCAAAGCCGCUUCCGCCGUCGCUCUCAUGCAGCAAAUCAAGAAGCUUAUGGACCCCAAAGCCAUCUUGAACCCCUAUAAAUGCAUUCCAGAUAUAUACUAACUCAUCUUUUUAGAAUCUGGUGAUGUGAGAAUGUUUUUGCGUGCAUUUGAAGACAGUUUCAAUCUACCUAACAUCGUGAACAAAAAUUGAAUUCUCCUGAAUCUAUGUUUAACCGCAAACCAAACGCGAAACUCAUAGAUCCUGAAUCACAAUUAAAUGCCUUUCACAUAUUAUUUAUCGAUUUUUCGAGUUGAUCGAUUGUAAAGAAACAUUCACACCAGCCGUGCAAGGCACCUGCCAUGUCCAGGGUGCGAAUGCUUCUACAGAAAUAUAUUUAAGAAUAAUGGACUGGACCGUGACUUUCAUAUGUCCGGCAAUUUGGUGUGAACCCGGCCUAAAAAAGAACAAAUUUCCUUGAGAUAAAUUGUCUACUCUCUCAGGCCUAUUUGAUACUUCCUGAAUAUAUUCGAAAAAUUUAUACCUCAAUACAAAGAAACGUCUAUGUCUGUCAUGUGGGUUAUAUGUCUUA
Molecule: messenger RNA, 1765 nt
Organism: Hyalella azteca
Lineage: Eukaryota; Metazoa; Arthropoda; Malacostraca; Amphipoda; Hyalellidae
Product: D-2-hydroxyglutarate dehydrogenase, mitochondrial
Exons: 8
Coding region: 1-1296 (431 amino acids)
Cellular component (GO): mitochondrion
Molecular function (GO): catalytic activity; FAD binding
Source: RefSeq, a predicted model, not a curated record